Messenger RNA from Anthostomella pinea, 552 nucleotides. NCBI's taxonomy places the organism in Eukaryota, Fungi, Ascomycota, Sordariomycetes, Xylariales, Xylariaceae. The record is from the annotation of a GenBank genome assembly.
AUGAGAUUCUCGACCGCCUGCGUGGCCGCCGCCACCUUGUCGGCCGGCCUCGCCUCCGCCAGAGGGGGCUGGUUGGGCGGCUUCUCCUCGUCCCAGGACGUCAGCGCCAGCGACGCUGAGAAGGUGCCCGGCGAUUCGCCGCUGGAGCUCUGCGACAUGGACCACAGCAACGACCUCGUCAAGAUCGACAGCGUCGACCUGUUCCCGAACCCGCCUGCAGCCGGCGAAAUCCUGUCCAUCAAAGCGUCCGGCACCGUAGUCGAGACCAUCGAGGACGGCGCCACCGUCAACCUGGUCGUCAAGUACGGCCUGAUCCGCCUCGUGAACACCAAGGCCGACCUGUGCAAGCAGAUCAAGAACGUCGACAUGGAGUGCCCCAUCGAGAAGGGCGACGUGUCUAUCACAAAGGAGGUCGAGAUCCCCAAGGAGGUCCCACCGGGAAAGUACAAUGUCUACGCCGAGGUCGUCAGCAAGGACAACAAGCCCAUCACCUGUCUGCAGGCUACUGUCACGUUUGGUGGCAGCAAGAGGGAGGUUGUGAACGACCUGUAG